AUGUUCACCACUUCUCAACUCAUCUGCUCAUUCCUUCUCGUUUUGGCAAUUGCGGCCCAUCCUGUUGAUCAUUCAAGCCAUGAAAACUCAUAUGAUAACUCUGGAUACGGGUCGGAUUCCAAACAUAAGAACGACUUCCACAAAUCGUCGGAAAACCAUGGGCAUGAUGUAUCUCAGAAAGGAUAUUACAACGAUGGAAAGGGAAAUGAGCACGAUCUUUAUGAUCAUGACGGAGCCAAGCAGAAGAAGAACAGCGUUGUUCACAAAUCCGAUGCUGCUAGCAAGUAUGUUGAUGACGCCGCUAACUACAACAAGAACGUGAAGACCAAGUCGUUCGGGUUCUUCGACUAUCACUACGUCCAGCCGCAAUACCAUAUGGAACAGUACCACACCGACGAGAAGCACGCCAACAAGUACUCUGGAGAUGAGCACAACGCUGGACAGAAGCAUGACAAUAAGGGCGGAUAUCAUGCUGAUGGAUACGAGGCAUACGACAAGGAGCAUGACAAACAUGGAGCCAGCCAUUCCGACUAUGGGCAUGAAGAUGAUGGACACAAGAAGUAUUAUGAUGAUAAGGACGGCAAAUAUGGUGGACACUCCGAUGGAUAUUACAACAAGGGAUACCAGGGAUACGGACACGGACACGACAGCGAGAGUUAUCAGCCACCAAGCUACCAUCAGCCAAAAUAUGGAUACUACGAGCCACACUAUGGCGGAAGCAACAAAUAUGAGGCUCCUUAUUAUGGAUACAACUCGAAAUACUAUUAG
This is a messenger RNA of Caenorhabditis bovis, 768 nucleotides long. The record is from the annotation of a GenBank genome assembly. Lineage: Eukaryota; Metazoa; Nematoda; Chromadorea; Rhabditida; Rhabditidae.